Molecule: messenger RNA, 624 nt
Organism: Phasianus colchicus (ring-necked pheasant)
Lineage: Eukaryota; Metazoa; Chordata; Aves; Galliformes; Phasianidae
Gene: PIGY
Product: phosphatidylinositol glycan anchor biosynthesis class Y
Biological process (GO): GPI anchor biosynthetic process
Cellular component (GO): glycosylphosphatidylinositol-N-acetylglucosaminyltransferase (GPI-GnT) complex
Source: RefSeq, a predicted model, not a curated record
GAUGGCAUCCCGAACAUGAUCCCGGAGGCAGCCCGGACGACGCGGAAGCGGCCCCCGGCGGAGGGCUCGGAGCAGCCGUGAGGGCGCCGCGCCGAUGGCAGCGGGCGGCCUGCUCCCCUCCCUGCCCACGCUGACCGUGCUCGUUCCUCUCCUGUCCCUAGCGGGCUUGUUCUACUCGGCCAGCGUGGAUGAAACCUUCCCCCAGGGCUGCACCAGCACCAACAGCUUGUGUUUCUACAGCCUCCUGCUUCCUGUCACGAUACCGGUUUAUGUGUUCUUCCACUUGUGGACUUGGAUGGGGAUUAAGCUUUUUAGGCACAAUUAGCGCAGUGCCUCUGCUAACCCCCUGGGCUUCUCUAGAGCAACGCAGUUUGUUUAAUUUAGCCAGGUCUCGCAAUUGAUCUGAAACUUCUGUUGUGGCGCUGGUGACUGUCAGUAUUUUCCUGGUGGUGUCUGAACUGUAUGCAGUCCUCUGCAACAGGCCUGUUAAUUACUGUGAAGGAAGAGGAGGAGGAGAACUAACAAAGUCUCUAGUGGCUACUGAAAAUCUGCUAGGGGGUAACCAUCUGUGCUAGACAACUGCACCCUAACUGAAAUAACAUCAAAUAAUAAGCAGUGACAACA